Molecule: messenger RNA, 1095 nt
Organism: Colletotrichum costaricense
Lineage: Eukaryota; Fungi; Ascomycota; Sordariomycetes; Glomerellales; Glomerellaceae
Exons: 1
Coding region: 1-1095 (364 amino acids)
Biological process (GO): transmembrane transport
Cellular component (GO): membrane
Molecular function (GO): transmembrane transporter activity
Source: RefSeq, a predicted model, not a curated record
AUGUUGCUUUUGCGGUCUUUGGUGGCGGUAAUUCAGUUGGCUUCGCCAUGGGGCCCCGUCUUGGGCGGUAUCUUUGUCCAGGCCGCGAGUUGGCGCGCCGGCUACUGGAUGUCCACCAGCGUCAAUGCGGCAUUCAUGAUCCUCGCCUUCUUCUGUCUGCCUAGGCGUCUCCCGGGAUCGGAUCGAGUCCCACUGAAGAGCAUGGUCCACCGUCUUGCCCAUGAGCUAAACUGGGUCGGCGUCGGUUCUGCUAGUGCCUUUUUGGCUCUCCUGUCUUACCUCUUCUCCGAGCUGACAAACGGCGUCGCCAGCUUUAUUCGCCGGCCUCACUCCAUUGCCCUGUCAAUUGUUGCUGGAUUGCUUGUUCCAUUUUACGUCUUCUGGGAGAGUCGUCAGGAGAGACUUGGCCGCCCAGCCGUUCUUCCAAAUAGCAUUUGGCACCGACUCGAGUUUGCAACCGUCUGUCUCUCCGUCUUCCUCACCUGGUCCUGGUUCAACGCGUUUUCGUACUGGGCCACUCUUUAUUAUCAGGAGUCCCAGCAGCUAGAUGCCUUGCAGACGGCUGUACGGUUUCUGCCAGUGUUUGUCUCUGGUCUAGGUACCAACCUCGUCGCAGCCUAUAUCAUGGACAGAGUCGACGCGGGUAUGCUGAGCCUCAUCGGGGGAAUCAUGAGCAUCGCGGCACCUCUUAUCUUUGCCUUACAGGAAGUGUUGUGGAUGUACUGGAAGUCUGCCUUCCCGGCCAUGAUCAUCAGCGUCAUCAGCACCGACCUCCUCUUCAACAUCAACAACCUGAUCAUUACGAAUAACUUCCCGGGCAAGAGCCAGGCUCUCGCAGGUGGCGUCUUUAACACUGUUGCGCAGUCAGGCAACAGCAUCGGCCUGGCUGUCACUGCUAUGAUUGCGGCUUCGGUACAGAAAGCUGCUGGAAGCGAAAAAAUGGCUACGAGCGGCUCCGUGACAUUCAAUUCUUCUCUGCUGCAGGGCUACCGGAGCGGAUUGUGGACAUGCUUCGCUGCUGCUGUUGUGGCCACACUGAUCAGUUCGACUGGCUUGCGAAAAGCUGGGAAGGUGGGAGAAAAGAAAGAGGUCUAG